Messenger RNA from Plasmodium gonderi, 687 nucleotides. RefSeq names its product vacuolar-sorting protein SNF7. NCBI's taxonomy places the organism in Eukaryota, Apicomplexa, Aconoidasida, Haemosporida, Plasmodiidae. The record is from RefSeq and is a predicted model, not a curated record. Gene Ontology annotation, biological process: late endosome to vacuole transport via multivesicular body sorting pathway; vesicle budding from membrane. The transcript has 8 exons. Gene Ontology annotation, cellular component: ESCRT III complex; multivesicular body; cytoplasmic side of plasma membrane. The coding region runs from base 1 to 687 and encodes 228 amino acids.
AUGAGAUUUUGGUUUUGUAAAAAGAAAAACAGCUCCGAAUACAUCGAUAAUAAAAAAAAGAACAAUGACGAAAUAUACAAAGCUAUUUUGAAAAACAGAGAAGCAAUAGAUGCUCUCGAAAAAAAGCAGGUGCAAGUGGAGAAGAAAAUUAAGCAACUGGAAAUUGAAGCAAAGCAAAAAGUAGAACAAAACCAAAUGAACAAUGCAAAAAUUUUGCUAAAGAGAAAAAAAUUAUAUGAACAGGAAAUAGAAAACAUUUUAAAUAAUCGAUUAACCCUGGAAGACAACAUGAUAAACUUAGAGAAUAUGCAUUUACAUAAAAUUGCAGUUAAUGCAUUGUCUUAUGCAGCUAAUACUCAUAAAAAACUGAACAACGAAAUAAAUACGCAAAAGGUAGAAAAGAUAAUAGACACAAUUCAAGAAAAUAAGGAUAUCCAGGAGGAGAUAAAUCAAGCCUUGAGUUUUAAUCUCUUAAACAAUGUCGACGAUGACGAAAUUGAUAAGGAGCUUAAUUUACUCAAGGAACAGACCAUGGAGGAAAAACUUACUGCCAAAGUUAACAAAAUACCAGAACUCCCACAAGAUACUAAAACUGUACAUGUGAAAUCUACCGAAAAAACAUUCUCUAAGAUCACUGAAGAGUCCGAUGACGAAGAAUUGAAGGAACUAAUUGGAGAAAUGACAUGA